This is a messenger RNA of Hordeum vulgare subsp. vulgare (domesticated barley), 1357 nucleotides long. Its product is annotated as nucleolar protein dao-5-like. The transcript has a single exon. Bases 57 to 1025 code for a protein of 322 amino acids. Gene Ontology annotation, cellular component: nucleus. NCBI's taxonomy places the organism in Eukaryota, Viridiplantae, Streptophyta, Magnoliopsida, Poales, Poaceae. Gene Ontology annotation, biological process: regulation of DNA-templated transcription. The record is from RefSeq and is a predicted model, not a curated record.
AAAAAAAAAAAAAACCCACCUCUUCCGCCAAACGUUCAACCCUACCUUCUCCGACCAUGGGCAAGAAGCGCGGCGAGAAGAGGUCGGCACCGCCGCCGCCACCGCCGGCUGCCUCAUCUGAGGAGACCCACUCGGGCGCACACGAGUCUGAGGACGAAGAGACCAUCGCCGUCUCUCGUACCCCUGCCCCCAAGAACCCGCCUCCGCCGCCGCAGAAGGGGAAGGAGUCCGAGGCCUCUGACGAGGAUGAAGAGGAGGAGGAGGAGGAGCCAUCCCACGCGGCCCCGACCACUGCCCCCAAGAAGGACCCUCCGGCGGCGCGACAGAGCGAGGACUCCGACAAUUCCAACGACGACGAGGAUGGGGGUUCCGGAUCUGACAAAGAUGCGCCGCCGCCGAAGCCAUCUGUGAAGCAGCAGGCGAAGGGCCCGGAGGUCAAGGUGCCGCGCCUGGCUUUCCACCGCGUCUGGUCCACCAACGAUGAGGUCCGUAUCCUCAAGGCCCUCGCCGCUCACCAGAAGGAGCACGGCGUGCUGCCGCAGCCCGACGCCCUGGUCGAAGCCCUCGCCGGAAAGCUCGACAACCGUGCCUACAGCAGCAAGGAACUCCAGGGGAAGGUCAAAAGCCUCAAGCAUCGGUAUGUGUCAGCCGCCAAGAAGUACGAGCUCCCGACCAAAGAACACGACCGCCGGCUCUUCGACCUCUCCAAGACCGUCUGGGCCCGUGACAAAUCCAUGGCCCGCGCUGCUACCGCCCCUACUGCUGGUGCCACCGCCAAGGCGAACAACCACGAGCCGAAGGGAUUUGAUGAGAUGUGUGAGUUGUACCCGUACCUCGCGGAGGAGGUGAGGAAGCUGGGGGCCCCGGGCAUGUUCAAGCGGGAGUUUGGAAAGAUGGACGACGACAAGGCACGCUUGCUGGACGAGAAGAUCAAGAAGCAGAGGGUGGCCCAGAUGAAGGUGGAGCUGCACCGCAGCGACCUUGCCAGGGAGGUGACAAAGGCGGUGAUGGACCUGAUCGACUGAUGCGAGUCAGAUGAGCUUACCUGAAACCGUAUCGAUGAUUAACAACGCUAGGGUCCUAGAUUCGGCAAACUUUGGAGUGUUGGUGGUAAGAAUGUUUUUGCGGCAAGAGAGAUCACUGAUUCCAUCGAAUAGUGUGAGGUUAAGAGAUCCUAGCUUAAUGCGGUAGUUCAGUAAAGAUGUUCUGCUCUUAUUAGUUUUCAUAGCUUGUUUGUACAGGAUGUUCUUGGUCUUUUGAGUGCUUCAGACUUUGGGAGUGGAUUAGGUGCGCUUUUGAAUAUUUCAGAGGUACAGACUGGAGCCGUGAGUCUGAAAUCGAUAAUUGUUAUGGAUCA